AUGGGGAAUGAGUGGUUUAGGUACCACACGGUAUGAAUCCUUUACUUUUGGUAUCUUUAAAGAAAAAAGACGGUUAAUUGUACUUAAAGGUGUGGACGUAGUUCUGAAUCCAUUUUACUUCUUGUUCCUUUUUAAUCUUAAUAACAGUUAUUGAGAGGUGAAUAUUAUGGCAAUUCAGUGGUUCAAUUCUGGCUGGACCCUCCUCUGAUGACAAGACUAAUUCGCUUUAAUCCACAAUCAUCCUGGUCUUCAUCGCACAUGUGCAUGAGGGUCGAGGUUUAUGGUUGCCCCGAAAAAGGUAAGGAUGUCACCUUGAGAAUCUGAAUGAUCUUCCAUUAAGCUGCCUAUGUCAUAUUUAAUCAUUCAUAACUUUGUUCACAUUGGUUUUUUUUUUUUCUCAGUCCCUUUUAAUCCUUUGUGGACGCGUGGAGUCGCCUUCCAGUCGUUCCAUAUGGAAGGAUGCAGAUUAUGCCUUUUAGUGAACCCAUUUGGCUUUCAGUUUUCAGUUUCGCACAGAGUAGUACUGUGCCCUUUAUUCACCUCGACGCUUGAUGAAAUGUGUUUGAAUGGGUUAAGCCCCGCUUAGAUGAUAAUGUCACGAUUAAUGAUAAAUGUCAGUCUUUGAUGCCAGCGCGCAUGUGACAAAUUUGCCCUUACGAUUUGACAUUUAGGUCUCAUGGAAGUUGUAUUUUGGUUAUGUUACAAGAAGACAAGAUAGUACUGGAGAUGCUUUUCGUGCUAUUUCAGCUUGUUUACCUAUUUACCUAAUAUUUUAUUUUGUGCUUUUUAAACAGAUGUAAGAAAUCUUGAAAAAUACCAUGCUAUUGGUAUGGAGAGUUUUGGGAUCAGUGAUUCACAGCUUUCCUCAUCCUCACAAGCAAAUAAUUCACACUCUGCCACAUCUUCACGUCUGAAUCAUCACAUUGAGGGUGGAGCAUGGAUUCCAGAAAAAUCCGAUGGUUUACAGUACCUUCAGAUCGACUUAGAAUGGGUGAUGAUCCUGACUGGAAUAGCAACUCAAGGGCAUCCGAAGCAGCAGUAUCGCACUUUAACCUACAAACUGAAGCAUUCAAUCAGCGGGGAUCAGGCUUUCACUGACUAUCCCCUGGUACGUAUAUAAAUACACUAUUUAUGUACUCUUUUUCUCGUAAUUCAUUACAUUUACCCUGUAUAAUUUACAACCUUCGCCAUUAGUCAUUUGUCUUCUUUAGAAAUAUCAGAGAGGUUGUUAUCAUUUCCAAGAGAGGAUUGUGCAUGACCGGGGAAGUCAAACGUUGUGGAAGGAUCAACAGUUUAUGAAUCUCUUACCUUUCUGAGAUGCCGUUUUGUGAGGAUAUUUCCCCAACAAUGGUCAGGAAAAGCAGCACUAAGAGUAGAACUUUAUGGAUAUGACGCCGGUAAAAAGACUGCAUCUUAAUUAAAACCUUUUUUAAGAAAAAUAGAGAAAUUUUUGACAGUACCACAAUAGACCAUAUUCUCAAAGUUAGCUUUAACUUUGUCAGUGUUCCAGCCAGAAAAUUCUGCUGCUUGAGGGCCAAAGUGGCCCCUACAACCCAUAUUUUGGGGGCCAGAUAUUUCAAGAGAGGGCCAAUGUACCAGUAUCUUUCUAAUAUGCAAAAGCGAAAAAACAGUUGGAAAGUUAAGGAAAUGAAAAUGGCAGUUUAUUUGAAGCACAGAUAGGGCAUCCCUUUUUAUACACAAUAGAGAAAAUUAUCUUCGGUAAUAAAGCAAACAGUACAAUCAGAAUGUAAGCAAUAAAAAUAGUAAGUAAUUUUUUUCAGCUCAUUUUCCACUUGACCAUCAAGAUCUGCUUCCAUUCGCUUCUUCUGAACUGCUUCGCCUCCAACCACUUUUUCGUGACUUAUUGAGAAAAAACUUCUGAUAGACCUCGAAGAUGAGUUUGUCAGGUUUAUCCUUUUUUUAGACGCCAUGACCCAUGAGCUUCUGCGAUAUUGUGUACAAAGGUACAGAGUCGUUGUUCUUUAGAUUAAAAAUUCUGUUUAAUUGAAAAAUUAUUGAGGCAAUUAAAAAGGGAAAGGGCCAUAACGGCCCUUGAAUGCUUUUGGUGGGGGCCAUCUCUCGAUCUUUUGCCGGAUUCUCGCAAUGGCGCACUCUGGCUGGAACACUGCUUUAUGCAUGUAUAGUUGAAGUUAGAGUGGUUUUCGUUUGAGUGUCGUAAAACCAAAACCAAAGUAAUUACUCUGGCCAAUCACAUAGGACACAGACAAUACAUUGAACCAGUCAAAACUCGAAGUAAUUACAUGUGGCUGACGCAAAGCGCAGUCACAAUUGGCUUUGGUUUUACUUCUGAUUGGAUGAAAAGGUGGCGCGAAUCUUUUAAGCCAAUCGCAUCGUGUAGAAAGUGCAAAACCAAUUACUUUUCGACACUCAAAUGAAAACCGCUCUAAAACAUUAAGCAAUAGAGAGGAUGACAACAAUAAACAAACUUAAACAACGACGACGGCGACGGGAACAACAACGGCCGAGAGAAUCAGUAGAUUUAUAUCAGCAGAACAGCAACUUUGUAAGUACAUCACGCUUUUUUGUACAUUUAUUUGCGUCUUUGCACGACUGAGAUAUGAAACUUCCUAAUUUAUGGAGCUGGUGAACACAACGCAAAAAUGUUCUUCUUCUUUUUCUUAAUUUAGAUACGGUCCUUUCGCAUUCAACCCCCGAAAAUUCGCCAACAUUUGAGUUCAGUUUUUAACUGACGUUUUCGAUUUGUUGUCAUCCAGAAAUUUUGCUACCAUGGUAACGUGACAUAAUGACUUGUUCUCUCUAUUAUUACCCUGGGUACCAGAGAUUUGUUCUCGCGUGUGACGAGGAGCUUCGUCGGUCGCAGGCCGACACGUCUUCGGCCUUCGGCCGAAGACACGACCGAAACCGGAAACCGCGCAUGAAAAGUCUCUGGCACCCAGGGUACUCUAUUAUUGGAUUUGGCUUUCGAAUGAUCUGCAUCUUCAGAUCAUGCAACAGGUAAUCCAGUUAUUGUUUAAUCGAUGUUAUGCUGCCUGUUCUUAGGAUAAUUCAGGAUAUAAAGGGACGAUCAGUGUUUGGAUAAUCAUCUAGCAGAUAUUCUUCUAGAAGUUACCAUCCGUCGGGUUUUAUUUUUGCUGUCUUGCAGUGUUUUUAGGCUGUACUUCGGCUAUUUCUUCUUUGGAAAACGUGUGAAAGUUUCCACCGUUUUCUUCAUCCUUCUUAAAUAGCUGAGCUAUCGCAACUUCGUUUUCAGGGCUUCUCGGUUGCUGUCACUUCUGUACUUUUGAGGUCAUUAUAUAUAUAUAGUAGGUAGGCAUGUACACGAUACCAGCUUAAGUGUUCUGUUACAACGUUUUUUCUAAGCCUGCUAUUGGAAGAUAGGACGUUAUUCACUAUCAGCCGGACCUACCGUGUACAAAGCUUCAUCCAAUGCAAAUCUUAGUCUUCCAGGAUACAGUCAUCUCCUUUCAGGGCUUGGAACUGGAGCAUGGUGUGCUGAAAUACAAGAUCUAAACCAAUAUCUUCAGGUGCAGUAUAGGAUGACAACUGACCAAUCAAAAUGUUAGGUGUUUUCUCGCUCACCAGCAUGGCGUGCUAAGAUACAGGAUCUAGACCAAUAUAUUAGGUGCAGUAUAGGAUAGCUAGCAACUGAUCAAUCAAAAGGUUAAGUGUUUUAAUGGCGCGCUAAGAUACAGGAUCUAGACCAAUAUCUUCAGGUGUGAUAAAAUAUUAGCAAUAUAGGUUAGCUACUGACCAAUCAAAAGAAGAGGUGUUUCCUCGCUCACCAGCAUGGUGUUCUGAGAUGCGGGAUCUAAAUCAUUAUCUUCAGGUGUGAUAAAACCGACAUUAAUUAGCAGUAUAGGAUAGCUACUGACCAUUCAUUGAAAAAGGUGUUCCCUCGGCCACUAGUUCUAUUUUGUCCAAAGGUUACGGAACGGAUUUAGCUAGUCAAGUUGACACAAGCUUCUAAAAGCAAAGUGGUGGAAUUCAAAAUAAAUCUGUAAUAAGGUGUUGAAUAUUCCUGCCAGGUUGAUCUGAGAGAGGAAGUUGUCGUUACUGGAGUGGCAACGCAGGGACAGAAGUAUUUUGACAGCUGGGUUUUGAAUUUUACGCUGGCUUACAGUGAAGAUAGGCGUUCAUGGAAAGACUACAAUGGAGCGGGGUAUGAUUCCAGACAGGUAUGGAUUUAUUAUCGCCGUAAAAGGUAGAAAACAAAGUAAAUAUACUUUUUUUGUUUUUCCUAGUCGUUUUUUUUAAAACAACUGUAGCUUAUUAGGUUUACUUCAAGUCUUUUAACUUGCCGUGUACUUCGCACUCACGCGCGAGUUUAAAGACACGCACAAAGGCGGCGGGACGGGGGGGAGGGGGCGGUAAUUUUAGCAACAGAGCAGCAAUCAUGGCUGGCUUAAGUCAGGUUAUAACAGAUAGACAAAUCAUCAUAGCAUGUUACAUACUACGGCACUCUUGAAGAUUUCCUCUCAGAUUGCUCAAGUUAUAAAUCGACAACAACAACUCUGUAUAUAAGUACCAAAACACUAGGAAAUUACUCUUGCUAUCUGAGACCUUAACAAUGAUUUCAACGCUUGCAUUACCAUGUACUUGUUUCCCAGGUAUUUUCAGGUAACCGAGACAGGGAUACAGUUGUUCUUCACUUUCUCUCACUACCUUUUGUAACACGGUAUUUGCGCUUUCAUCCGCAAAGCUGGAAUAACAAGAUUUGCAUGAGAGUAGAAAUUUAUGGUUGCGCACCAGGUACAUUUUAUACAAAUUUCCUUUAAUGAUGUUUCUUCACCUAGUCAAAAGCGUCUUCUCUAGCUCGGUAGGUUUUUUUUUAAUCGGAGUAAUGUUUCCAAGGUUCUCGUUGCUUAGUUUAAGCUAAACAAAUCUGGAGAAAACCAAAACAAUAUAGCAGUAAGAACAAAGAAACGUGGAGGGAGGGUGUUUCUUCAAGUCCGAACAAGAUCGUCUUGAGGAUGAAAAAUAACUUAAUCCGGUUUAAGUUGAUUUCUUCAAAAGCUUAUUAAUUAGGGCUACUUUUUUAAAACUACAAAUUAUCAAAAUAAAGUCAUAUGGUAAAGGUUAUUUGAACCACAUUUUUUUAGAGUCUGUCUCUUACUCUUCUUUUAUCGAUUAAUCUUAGUUUAGUUGGCCUUUUUCAGGAAGAAUCGGUGAUUCAGACACAAUUUUAGUGUGCAUCUUCUUUAUUUUCAGCUCUAUCGGGUUGUGCCGAUUGUAGUUCUCGUGCUAGAUGCCUUACUCUCGUGGAUAAUGAGCCUCCACUAUGUAUUUGUAAUCCUGAGUACAUUGGAGAUGGCAAAACUUGCCAAGGUAAAUGACUUGUGUUGGAAAGAAUUGUUUAACUGACAUGUUUUAGAGCAUAGAAAAUGUCGAAAUUUUUCUCUAGGAUCUCUUGGAUCCCGAUGACGUCACAGCAAAAAAUCAGACGCUGUAAACAACUGAAUGAGCGUUAGGAAUAGUGUUUAUAAACACUUCUGUUGCAAUGAUUUUACUCUGUCAAUGUUCCUGGAAAGGUGGCGAAAGUGGUUCGCUUCUUCCUCGAGUUAUAUAUUAAGGCAAUAAGCAUGCGUCAUUGGAGAGGGUUAUGCUUUAUCUUAUUUUAUCACUUAAAAUGGACAUUAACAACCCAACAGAAAGAUCGACAUGAAAUCAAUGAAGUUUUAAAAUUUUGGGCUCAGUGGCCUGUAAGUCUGCACAACACCCACUGAUGGAGGACAGAAAGAUAAAAUGAUCUGGACUGUCUUUCUAGUCAGCAUUUUGGUGUAAUGUGUGAAUAUCUGCGCUAAUACACCUUGUGUCUGAAUCACACAAUUAGACCGAGAUGAAUGUUCAAGUCCAAUCUAUCCUUGUGACAAGAAUUCAGAUUGUGUAAACACGUUGGGAAGUUAUACCUGUGAAUGCAGAUUUGGAUAUGCUGAAAAAAACUCCGUUUGCACAGGUAAGGCAUUCAUGCAACAAUCGCUUUCAACAGUUUAACCGCUGAAUGAUCGUAGGAGUCACGUUUGUUAGUUCUAAUUUUCUUUAUGAGGGUGUACCGUUGAAAUAAAUUUGAAGUUGACCAGUGCGACACCAAAUACGCGAAAAGACCCAUAUUAAAAUUAUCUUAAUCACAUCUAGUUAUAUAUGUAUACAAGUAUUUUGUCUUUCUUGUUCUUUUUGCGUUUGUUUGUCGCUUCUGGCCGUUUUCCCACCCAACUUUUUAAACUUUAUUUACAACGUCUACAAAUAUAUGAGGAUCACCCCUUGUAAGGGAAUCCAAGACAGUCUUGGAUUCUGGAUUCCACGUCUUGGAUUCGGGAUUCCAGGUACUGGAUUCUGGAAUCUUUGUCAGUGGAACUUGGAUUCUGGAUUUCAAUGGUUAGUAGGAUUCCGGAUUCCUUGAACUAUAUUCUGGAUUCGAAAGCCCAGGACUGCGGAUUCCACAGGAAAAAAUUCGCUGGAUUACGGAUUCCACGACAAACAUUUUCCAUGGUCAGCUUAUCAACGUUGAUUUUUCUGAAAUCUGGAAGAUGGAGAACGGGCUUUUUUGUUGUACUUCUUCCCAUCGAGCUCACUUUUAACGUUUGUGUUUAGCCUGAAAUGUGCAUAACUUCCUGUAGGUCAUUUAUCUUAUCUUAUCUUAUCUAUUUACUAAUUCAUUAAAUCAAACGGCCUUCUAUUCCCCUAGAUAUUGAUGAAUGCAGUAAUCCAAAGCGUUGUCCAUCUUACACUACAUGCAUAAACCAAGAUGGAACAUACAAAUGCGAUUGCGGCCAGAAUGGUGUGCAAUUCGAUGAAACUAAACUCCCAGGACAAGCAUGUGUUGGUAAAAUCUUUUUUUCACUUCAAUUCAAAUAGAGACGCCACUAAACCUUAAGGCGUGUCCAAUUUAUACAGUAGAUACAAACGACAAAAAAUUCUCUCAUGAUACGACUUGUUCUUUUUGCAAAUAACAGUUUUUACUAAAAACUACAUCAAUCAUUGGAUAAUGCAAUUCUAGAGCUCUGAUUGGCUUAGCUGUCAUCGUAUAUGAGCCAUUAUACCAUGCUCUACAAAUAUGGUAACUGUGCGCGUCCGCUCAAGAUUAAAAACAAGCUGAAAAUCGGUUAUUUUUACAAAUAAAGUCGGGAAGAAUUCUCGAUAUUUUGUGGGCGUUUUCAGUUAUUCCUCUCGCGCCUGUUGGAUAUGAGAUGAUUAUAGCCAACGAGGUACGUAACGCCGAGUUGGCUAUCUACCAUCUCAAAUCCAACGCGCACUCGUGACAUAAUUGUUAAAUAGUCUCGGGUGCGGAUAAUUCACCCUUUUGCAGCCUACGAUCAGAGUUGACAUGGGAGCCAUACAAAGACCUUCAUUACCCACUGGGCAAUAAAAAUGCGAAAGGACGAAUAAAGGUUGACCGGUAUCAUGUUCUACAUUUAGGUUAACGGAUCAGUUUCAACGUGUUUUGGCUAGAUCAUUUAUUUUUUUAAUUCAUGUACUCCAAGUUAGUUGUGAUUGGUUGACUUAAAUUUUAGUCAAAAGGCGUUUAUUGGUCGACUCGUUUUGAUGAAGCAAUCUGGUUGGCUCUGCAACUUUACAUUCUCUUUGCCAAGUAAUAGUGGAAUAAAUCAUGGUCAAUGUUUCUAGUCAUAAUGAAGAUACUGAAUAUUUGACUUUUUCCCUUGGCUUUCAGACAUAAAUGAAUGUUGGACAGGUCCUUUUCCGUGCCACCGUCUUGCAAGGUGUGAGAACACCCAUGGGUCAUACAAAUGUUUCUGCCCUCAGGGAUACACUGGCAAUGGAAGAGUAACUUGUGUUGGUAUGCCUGUGCUAUGACUAAGACUCAUUUCCAGAAGCCCUUUGUAUUCGGCAAUAUUAAGACCAAUCAUUUUACAACUUAACAUUUCCUCCUUAAAUAUUAAGCUGCCUGGAAAUUUGUUCUCCUUAGCUUCUCUUAAAUUUGGAAAAUUCGCAUGCAAAUGAUUAUCACCCACGAAACACAGUGUUUGUAAUUCGACGAAAUCAGUCUCAGAAUGAUCUGUGGAUUAAGAAACGAGGCGCCGGCAUCCAAGUUCAGUCUUAAGGUCGUCGGAACUCGAGAUGAGUCCAGAUGUUGAAUGAAACACUAUGCGGAGUGUUUGUUAUGGCUUCCCAAAUAUGGCAAUUAAACAAUAGCUAGCUCUGUAUAACGAAAUUUCCAAGUCGAUUCACAGCUAACAAAGCACAAAAAUUUAACAAUAAUUUUAAACAUCACCACAACUACAUAACAGAAAAAAAAACUAGUGCACUUUAUUGAGUGUCAAUGUAUUUAGCAUGACAGUACUAAUUGGGGACACUAUUUUUACGUUUCCUUCUGGAGACGGGACCGCCAUUUUAAGUGAUCAUCCCAGCCACGCAAAGGUAUAGCCAUUUGCAGGGCAAAAGCAGUACCUUAAUUUCUCAGUCAUUUUAAGACCCUGAGUGUUGGUCCGGCCACGGGAAUCGAACCCGCCAUCACCUGCUCUUCAGUCAAACGCUCUACCGACUCAGCUAAUCCUUGUAAUUUCAGAUGUAAAUGAGUGUAAAAAGGAACCCAGCCCGUGUUAUCAUGAAGAAAAUACUUUUUGUGUAAACACGAAAGGAUCAUACCACUGUAAAUGUAAAACUGGCUUUUCUCAAAAGGAUAACAAGUGUGUCGGUGAGUGUGGUAUUUUUUUCAAGUUUUUCCCUUUUGAUUCCUUCCUGUGCCCGAACAAAAAGUUUAUGGCAGGGGGAUUUUAUUUUUUCCUUAAAGUAAAGGAAUGUCUGACCGGUUAGGGUUAGGUUGGCCAUAAUUACAAAAAGAGAGAACUUUUUUAAUCAGUUAAAACUGAAUCUUAAAACAGUAAAAAUCACGGAUAAAAAACGACGUUUCGACCGAUCUUUGGUCACUUUCAAGUAAGUAAAAGAGUUAAAAGAAUUAGCAUAUAUAUAUGUGUAAGGUGUAAAAAUAUGUUAAGAACUACAAAACGUGUUUGAAAAUCAGUGAUAAAAGAGUGAAGUAAAGCAUGCAGAAAAAAAAAACAAUAGAAUCUAAUUAAAGGGCUAUUUCAAAACUUUUGCACGAAGUGAGUCUGAUUGUACAUUGAGAUGCACUAGAAUUAGUUCCCUUCUUUAAAAUGUUGAUUGCACAGGUGACGAAGUCACCGGCAUGGGAACGUUAAAAAAUGGCAGCCAAGUCAGUACAAUAUAUUUUUUCCACAGAUCGAACACUUUCAUUUCCUUUGGCGUUUUGUACAAGCUCUUCAUUAGCCAGUCCAGCCUGAUCACAACGCCACCACUGGUUUACCCAUGGAAUGACGUGUGAGAAACAAUCGCAGAAAUUCCAUACCGAAGACCAUCCCUACUCAGAUCUCGGUAAUGCUUCUGAUUGGUCGUGCCGCGUAGGAAAUUUACUUCAACUGAUAAGUAGCCCUGACACGUCAUCCGGUAUGGAAGUUCCUGCGCUCGUUUCUCAUACGUCAUUUCACGCUUGGCGGCGUUUGUAAUUGCCGGCUGUUUUGUCAGGCUAGAGCUACUUAUUAUAGAUGUAUUUUCACAAUGUAAAAAUGAUGAUGGGAACCGCGCGCUUUUGGUAUUACCUUCAGAUGAUGACGAAUGCAGUAGUGGUUCAGUUGAAUGUAAAUUGCACAGUGACUGUGUCAACACUAUUGGAUCUUACAUAUGCAAGUGUAGACAAGGAUUCUUUAGAAAUGGACCAUACUGUAUUGGUAAGCCCUGCAUGAUUACCACCUUGGACUGUUCCACUCUAUUCUCAGCCUUUGCAUAAUUUUACCUCUCGAGGUAAAUGACAACGCAAGAAAGAGAAAAAACUAUAUAUUCUUCAAUGUAACUAAUACUGCGUAAACUUCAGCAGUUUAGCAAACCAAAUCAGUAACUUGUAAAUGCUGUUCAAUAGGAUACUUUUUAAGAGUCAAUAAGAGGAAUGACGGACGUAUGGAGUAUUUGAAGAGGCAAGAUCAUGGUAUUGGUCAAGAUUGAAGUCUUAUAAUCCAAUACGUUUUUCCAACAAAACCCCUGCCCUAUCUAGUAAUACCAUAUAUGACAAGCAACGGACAUUAAAAUCUUCAAAGAGUUUGUUUAUUCUUCUUUCUUUUCAGAUUUCAAUGAAUGUUAUAGUGAUCAUGAUAAGUGUGACGUCAAUGCAUUGUGCACUAACACCGCGGGCUCAUACAAAUGCUUCUGCAAAGAAGGUUAUCAUGAGAAUGGAAACAGUUGUAUAAAGUAA
Porites evermanni is the source of this 10201-nucleotide messenger RNA. NCBI's taxonomy places the organism in Eukaryota, Metazoa, Cnidaria, Anthozoa, Scleractinia, Poritidae. The record is from the annotation of a GenBank genome assembly.